Malassezia sympodialis ATCC 42132 is the source of this 1041-nucleotide messenger RNA. RefSeq lists its product as uncharacterized. NCBI's taxonomy places the organism in Eukaryota, Fungi, Basidiomycota, Malasseziomycetes, Malasseziales, Malasseziaceae. The record is from RefSeq and is a predicted model, not a curated record.
AUGGCGGGUCGCUAUCGCGUGAGCUACCCCGUGUCCAAUCCCGGGACAGAGACACAGGAAUGGUAUACGCUUCGUGAGGGUGACGAGUCAGCCUUCUUCCUCUCCCACUGGUUCCCUACGUCGGCGGUCGGCGAGCCGGUCCAGCCCAAAGCGGCCAUCGUCUUUGUGCAUGGCUUUGCGGACUACUGCCAGCGCUAUGCGGGUGUGUUUCAGGGCUUUACGGAGCGUGGCUACCAGGUAUCGGGCUUUGACCAGUUCGGGUUCGGUAGCACAUGGUAUGAGUCGCCCGAGCGCGUGUCGACCCACGGCUGGACGACGUGGCCGGAGCAGAUGGCGGAUAUUGCCUCUAUGGUGAAGCUGAUGCGUGCGCGUCUCGACAAGAAGUGGGGCGAAGGCGUCGUUCCCAUCUAUUUGCUGGGCCACAGCAUGGGCGGUGGCCUAGUGGCGGGCUUCUUUACGCGCGAUGCCAGCUCGCCGCCUGGUGAGGACGUCAAGAGCCUCGUGUCCGGUGCGAUGCUCUCCUCUCCGUGGCUGGAUAUUCACUACCCGAUCCCCCGGUCUAUCGCAGUGCCGGUGCUGCGCGCAGCACUGUACAUGUUCCCCCGCCUGCACCUACCGCUCGGGCCGCUUUCCGACGACCUGAGCCGCGACAAGCAGCUGUGUGAAGCCAACCGCCAGGACCCGCUUAGCAGCACGCAUGUGCAUGUGCGCUGUCUGCUGGGCCCGCUGGCCGGGGGGCCCAGGAUCGUGGAGGAGGAGUAUACGCGGUGGCCCAAGCGCCUGCCUCUAUUGAUCUGCCAUGGCACGGGCGACAAGGUGACGCAGUGGGCGAUGAGCGAGCGCCUGUACCAGAACCUGAAAAAGUCCGACCGGUCGGUGCGCCUCGUGUCGUUUGAGGGCUUCUACCACGAGGGCUUCUUUGAGCCGGGCGAAGACAAGCUCAAGUUCGCUCGUGCCUUUUGGGACUGGCUGGACGAGCAGGUAGAUGUACACGCCCACGGUCGGCCGCUGCCGCCGUCCGACGACCGGUAUGUUACGUAG